AACUCGUAAUUCUUUGUUGGAGUUGUAUGAGCUCGUAAUUCUUUAUUAGAGCUCUAUCAACUUGUCAUUCUUUAUUGGAGCUUUAUGAGCUCGUCAUGUUGUGUUGGAGCUUUUUCAGCUCGUCACUCUUCAUCGAAGCUCUGUGAGCUCGUCAUGCUAUGUUUGAGCUUUGUCAGCUCGUCAUUCUCUGUUGGAGCUUUGUCAGCUCGUCAUGCUCUAUUGGAGCUUUUUCAGCUCGUCACUCUUCAUCGAAGCUCUGUGAGCUCGUCAUGCUAUGUUGGAGCUUUGUCAGCUCGUCAUGCUUUGUUGGAGCUUUGCUAGCUCGUCAUUCUCUGUUGGAGCUUUGUCAGCUCGUCAUGCUAUAUUGGAGCUUUUUCAGCUCAUCACUCUUCAUCGAAGCUCUGUGAGCUCGUCAUGUUAUGUUUGAGCUUUUUCAGCUCGUCAUUCUCUGUUGGAACUUUGUCAGCUCAUCACUCUUCAUUGAAACUCUAUGAGAUCGUCAUGCUAUGUUGGAGCUUUGUUAGCUCGUCAUGCUUUGUUAGAGCUUUGCUAGCUCGUCAUUCUCUGUUGGAACUUUGUCAGCUCAUCAUGUUGUGUUGGAGCUUUUUCAGCUCGUCACUCUUCAUCGAAGCUCUGUGAGCUCGUCAUGCUAUGUUUGAGCUUUGUCAGCUCAUCAUUCUCUGUUGGAGCUUUGUCAGCUCGUCAUGCUGUGUUGGAACUUUUUCAACUCAUCAUGCUGUGUUGGGGCUUUUUCAGCUCGUCACUCUUCAUCGAAGCUCUGUGAGCUCGUCAUGCUAUGUUUGAGCUUUGUCAGCUCAUCAUUCUUUUUGAAAGGCUCACCAAAUAAAGAUUUGGAUCUUGC
This is a messenger RNA of Rubroshorea leprosula, 862 nucleotides long. NCBI's taxonomy places the organism in Eukaryota, Viridiplantae, Streptophyta, Magnoliopsida, Malvales, Dipterocarpaceae. The record is from the annotation of a GenBank genome assembly.